AUGGGAGCGCUCGGGAUGAUUCUGACCCAUCCCGGGGACGUCCCGUCGCUGCUCCGGGUGGCGAUGAUGGCGAACCGGGCGAAGCGAUUGCCCAGAGAUGCGAAUCUGGCGUACUGCUACGACGUCCUGAAUAAAGUGUCGAGAUCGUUCGCGAUCGUGAUUCAACAGCUCGACGAGGAGCUGCGGGACGCGGUGUGCGUGUUUUAUCUCGCGCUGCGCGCGCUGGACACGGUGGAGGACGACAUGUCGAUUCCGAUCGAUGAAAAGUUGCCGCAGUUGUAUGAUUUUCACGAGUACAUCUUUGACCCAAAGUAUUCCACGGAGUGCGGGGAGAAACAUUACAGGGAUUUGAUGAUGAAUUAUCCGCGCGUGACGAGCGUCUUUUUGAAGCUGAAAAAGCCGUAUAGAGACGUCAUCGCGGACAUCGCGAGGAGGAUGGGCGCGGGCAUGGCAAAGUUCAUCGAGAAGGAGGUGAUGGAUAUGUCGGAUUUCGACGAGUAUUGCCACUACGUCGCGGGUUUGGUCGGCAUCGGGUUGUCCAACCUGUGGGGCGCCUCAAAGAUGGAGAGCGAGGAGUUCAUCGGCGAGGAGAAGCUCUCGAACGCCAUGGGAUUAUUCUUACAGAAGACGAACAUUAUUCGCGAUUAUCUGGAAGAUAUUCAGGAGCUCCCGGCGCCUCGAAUGUUCUGGCCCAGAAGCGUGUGGAGCAAGUACGCCAAGGAGCUCGACGAGUUGCAGCACGAGGAGAAUCAUGAAAAAGCGGUGCAGUGCAUGAACGAGCUCAUCACGAACGCGCUGUCGCACACGACGGACUGCUUGAAGUACAUGGGACGGAUCAAGGAGCCUUCCAUCUUUCGAUUCUGCGCCAUCCCGCAAGUCAUGGCCAUAGCGACCCUGGCUGAGUGUUACGGAAACGUAAACGUAUUUAAGGGCGUGGUGAAAAUUCGUCGCGGCCUCAGCGCGCGCAUCAUGUUGAACUGCAACAACAUGUAUGAGUUCGCCAAGGGAUUCAAGCACUUCGCGAGCGAGCUCGUGCACAAGGUUGAUCCGAGGAACGAUCCAAAUGGGGAGGAGACUAUGCAGCGCAUCGAGGCGCUCGAGGAGGCGUGCGAUAAGAUCAUCGCCGAGGAGAGCGAGCGAAUGCAGCUCAGUCGCAUCGAGGACGACACGAUCCCGAUGACGACGCG
Ostreococcus tauri is the source of this 1187-nucleotide messenger RNA. RefSeq names its product Squalene/phytoene synthase. The record is from RefSeq and is a predicted model, not a curated record. The transcript has a single exon. The annotation marks the transcript as partial. Gene Ontology annotation, cellular component: endoplasmic reticulum membrane. Gene Ontology annotation, molecular function: squalene synthase [NAD(P)H] activity. NCBI's taxonomy places the organism in Eukaryota, Viridiplantae, Chlorophyta, Mamiellophyceae, Mamiellales, Bathycoccaceae. Gene Ontology annotation, biological process: lipid biosynthetic process; farnesyl diphosphate metabolic process.